CCUCACUCGAGCUCACAUCAAACAGCUCUCGUGCAUUCGAAGGCUGUCCAAGAACACGCAAGCGCAACAUGUUCAGCAGUAGCAAGAUCGCCGCCGUGUGCCUCGCCGUCGUGGCGCUAACCAACAGCGCGUAUGCUGAGAAGGAGGCCGCCCAGACGUUCGGACUGCUUGGCGCUGGUCUGCACGGUGGUGCGGGACUCUAUGGAGCUGGCGCUGCCGGUCUUCAUGGUGGAGCCGGCGUUGGUGCUGGUCUGUACGGUCGAGGUGCCGGCUAUGGUGGCGUUGGUGCUGGGCUGUACGGUCGAGGCGCCGGAUAUGGUGGUGCUGGUGCUGGGCUGUUUGGUCGAGGCGCCGGAUAUGGUGGUGCUGGUGCUGGGCUGUACGGUCGAGGUGCCGGAUAUGGUGGCGCUGGUGCUGGGCUGUUUGGUCGGGAAGCCGGCUACGGAGGCGCUGGUGCUGGGGUCGGAGCUGGCGUUGGCGGUGCGGGCGUCGGUAACGGAUACGGCGGUGUUGGUGUCGGAGGAACUACGGGUGUCGGUGCUGGUGUCGGAGGAACUACGGGUGUCGGUACUGGUGCCGGUGUCGGAGGUGGUGUGAGUGGUAACGUCGGUGCUGGCGUGGGCGUGGGCGGUAAUGCUGCUGUCGGCGCUGGUGUGGGCGGGGCUGCGAACGGUGGAGUGAGUGCCAAUGCUGGUGUCGGCGCGGGAGUGAGUGGGAACACUGGUGCUGGCGUCGGAGGUGGAGCGAGUGGAGGUGCUAACGGUGGAGUGAGCGCCAAUGCUGGUGUCGGAGGUGGUGUCGGCGGAUCGGCCGGUGUCGGCGGAUCGGUCGGUGUGGGAGGAGCGGCAAGUACUGGUGCGGGUGGAGCUACGACAACGACGGACGGCAGAACUAGCACAUCUACGUCGCAGAACGGCGAUGACUUUUUGAGUUAG
Messenger RNA from Phytophthora infestans T30-4, 935 nucleotides. RefSeq names its product ipiB1-like protein. The record is from RefSeq and is a predicted model, not a curated record. Lineage: Eukaryota; Oomycota; Peronosporomycetes; Peronosporales; Peronosporaceae. Bases 69 to 935 code for a protein of 288 amino acids. The transcript has a single exon.